Molecule: messenger RNA, 3122 nt
Organism: Brassicogethes aeneus
Lineage: Eukaryota; Metazoa; Arthropoda; Insecta; Coleoptera; Nitidulidae
Source: the annotation of a GenBank genome assembly
CGUAAACGUCUGCUUGACUAAAAAACAUUUAGUAACCCUACAAUAUUAGAUAUAUUUAUAUAUUUUUGUACCAGUGACUCGUUUUUAACUAUAUUUAAAGUCGUUUUUCUCCGUGUUAGAUACGCGUUUCAUUUAAACCAUAAACAACCAAUUGUUUUUAAAAAACGAUCAACGACAAUCAGGUUGGUUAUACCUACUUAGUUCUCUUGAAACUGUUGUGCGAUUUACUUGGUGAGCAAAACAAAAAAUGCCGGACUCUACUCUAUUCGAUAUGGGACGUAACUCCGGGAUCGGCGAUGAAAGGGCUCUGCAGUUGGCCCUGGAACUGACCAUGCUGGGCUUCAACGAGCCCAUGAACUCUGUUCCGGAACAGGAGAGUCCGCAAGAUCUCAACAACUUCGUCAACCCUCUAUCCAACGUGGGUAUCGACGAGGUCAGAUCCAAAAAAUCACAAAACAUGACCGAAUGCGUUCCGGUACCCAGUUCCGAGCACGUUGCCGAAAUCGUUGGAAGACAAGGUUGCAAAAUAAAAGCUCUCCGCGCCAAGACAAACACUUACAUUAAAACGCCCGUGCGAGGAGAAGAGCCCGUGUUCGUUGUUACUGGUCGCAAAGAAGAUGUGGCCAAAGCCAAAAGAGAAAUCCUAUCGGCAGCUGAGCAUUUCUCUCAAAUCAGAGCUUCCCGUAAAAAUAACUUGGCCGGUUUGGGAUCGGGAGCAAGUACUCCUCCCGGCCCGCCAGCCAACAUCCCUGGACACAUCACCAUUCAAGUCAGGGUACCAUAUCGUGUGGUCGGUCUAGUCGUUGGACCGAAAGGCGCUACCAUUAAACGCAUCCAACAUCAAACUCAUACCUACAUCGUAACUCCUAGUCGUGACAAGGAACCAGUAUUCGAAGUUACCGGAUUGCCAGAAAGCGUAGAGACCGCUCGCAGAGAAAUUGAGGCUCACAUUGCCAUGAGAACAGGAAACGGAACCUCAAUCAACGGAUUGACCGGUCUGACGGGAAUUGACGAGAACGAAAUCAUUGCUUCUCUAUACAAAAGUGGUCUAAAUUCCAUUUUAAACUACAUGGAACCCACCAAUGAUACAUUUCCCAACAUGACUUCGUCGACCGGCAGCAGCGGAGCCUUCUCCAGCUCAAGUUCCACCUCGAGCACCUCGAGCACCGGAGGCAGAGAUUUAGGCGCCAUCUGGAGCUCCAGCGAUCGCGACGAAGGUCUGGGAGACUCUCCCAGCUUCGACUCGUCCACCGCACUAUCCAGCAUCUGGUCUUAUCCACCGGUGUCGGCUCCGUCGAGGCCGUCGCCAGCGAACAGCACCAGCCCGGCGGACUCCCUAUUGAGCUCGGCCAAGUGCUUGGUUUGCUCCGAUGCCAAGGUGACGCACGCUCUCGUGCCAUGCGGCCACAAUUUCUUUUGCGUGGAUUGCGCGAACAGGGUUUGCGAGGGUAGCGAGGCGCAAUGUCCCGUUUGCUCUCUGCCGGCCAUUCAGGCCAUCCGCAUCUACUCGCAAAAUCCUUAAACUGAUAAAGCAGCGGCGGCGGCAGUAUUACAGCAGCAGCAUCAUGGGCGGCCUUCUCUGGCUCGCUUUGUCAAUCGAUCUCGUUCGAAUCCCGUCUCCCCCCUUUCCCCACAUUCCCCGUUGGACCCCCCCGGUCCCGUGUUCAGCCUCGGAUCGGCCGGUUAAGCGUUUUCGGACCUUCACAUUCGCGAGCAGACAUAUCUCUCUCUAUACACUUAAGAUGAUGAUACAACGAAACUAAAUUAUUAUAGUUUUGUUUUUAAUAAUGUAUAUUAUUUACUUUUAUUUUUUUGGUAUUUUAUUGUAUUUGUUGAAUUAUUGAGAAUGAGUAUAUUGUUUUUGUUUUAUUUUUAUAUAAAAGUUUUAUAAUCGUUGUGUAUAGAGAAGAUGGGCGUGAAGGGUUGAUUAAGCAGCGCCGUCCGACCGAAGCGUAGUCAUCUUGUAUGCCAGUUCAACUAUUUCCUUAAAUCUUAUAUCACUGAUUUUUUUAUAGUAUAAGAGUCUGAUUGGUGAUUUUUUUUGCGUGUUUUUAUGCACUCUUCGAGAGUACCACUCCUUUAAAUAAUUAAUAAAUAACUAGAUACAAAAAGACAUGACGCGACACUACGUAAAAAUAAUGUAAAUUUUUAUACUAUUAAUAAGUGUUUCGUUAUUUUUUAAAUAUAUUUUUUUAAGUUUCGCCAUGUGAAGUUUCACAUUAUUAAAGUCUGAAUCAGCAAUUCUCAAAAUAUUAUUUUAAGUAAAUUUAAAGUAUAAAAGAAAAAUAUAGCAAAAAAAAACGUAAAAAUAUGAAUAUAUAUGAUAAUGGAAGUGAGAUGUAGAUUGAUAGAUUAUUUAACAGGGAUACAUUUUUUUAAAAAGAAAAUAACCUAGAUGAUGGUUGUGCGCGCGGUGAGUUAACAAUGCAACGAGAGCAAAGAGCGAUCAUACCAUGCAGAAUCAUGAUAAAAUUAAUUGGUAAAAGAGUGAUACGUAAGUGGUGAGUAGAGGGCAGGGCUGUAAUCUAAACUGGCACUAUGCGCGUAGAUGUUUGUUCCGGCGGCCAUUGCACCCCCUAAUAAACAAAAUACAUAUCCCUUAUUGUUAGUUGAUCACUCAUUGUUACUAUUGUUCUGUUAUGUCAUGUGAUAUGAUACAUAUAAUUCUAUAUUAUCCUUAUAUAACGUAUGUAUAAGUUGUGAAGAGAAUUUAUAAAUGUAAAGUAUAAAUUAUUUAUAGUGCAAGCCGACGGCCGAUGACAACGUCGCCUCACGUAGUUGCCAGUCAUAAUCAGUCCAUACCGUCAUGUCAUGUCAUUUCACGUCGGCCGGCGAACAGUCACCUCCACUUGAGAGAUAUUAUUAAAUUUACAUCCAUGUAAUGUUUACUUAAAUGUUAUGUGGAUAAUUGCUCGGCCUCCCCUGCCGUCACUUGAACUGCCACUGCGUUACUCAUAAAGGUAUUAAAACAUUUGGACCCUCGAUAAUGGAAUGCCUUAAAUUUUCCCGAGCGGUUUUUAUAUUUACAUUAAACUAAAGUUUUAUUAGCACAGACGCGCGCGGAAUUGUGCUCAGUCACUGGCCAAGCCCGCCUGAGCUACUUAUAAAACCUUAUUAAUAUG